Messenger RNA from Alternaria viburni, 1992 nucleotides. RefSeq lists its product as uncharacterized. The record is from RefSeq and is a predicted model, not a curated record. Bases 1 to 1992 code for a protein of 663 amino acids. Gene Ontology annotation, cellular component: membrane. Gene Ontology annotation, molecular function: myo-inositol:proton symporter activity. The transcript has 4 exons. NCBI's taxonomy places the organism in Eukaryota, Fungi, Ascomycota, Dothideomycetes, Pleosporales, Pleosporaceae. Gene Ontology annotation, biological process: transmembrane transport.
AUGAACGACGCUGCAGCCGAGCCCUUGAUCUCCACCGACCGCCGCGUUCCGAACGAUGCACGCGACCGCUACGAUGAAGCCGACGACGCGAGUAUAAGAGAGGAUGAGGUGGACGAGAGUGCCUUGGUAUCCCCAGGCCUGUUUAUUUGGUGUCUGACUAUAUGCGCUGGGGUCUCAGGGUUACUAUUUGGAUAUGACACCGGUGUUAUAUCCUCUACCCUCAUAUCCAUAAACACCGAUCUCUCCUCCCGUCCCCUGACCACCCUCGACAAGAGCUUGAUUACGUCUUGCACUUCGUUCUUCGCACUCCUCGCCUCGCCCCUAACGGGUAUCCUCGCUGAUGCAUACGGUCGCAAAACCGUGAUUCUCGUCGCAGACAUCCUGUUUAUACUCGGUGCGCUGCUGCAGGCAUGGACAAGCAGUGUGGGCGGCAUGAUCGUGGGUCGGUCCAUUGUCGGCGCAGCAGUCGGAAGCGCGUCAUUCGUUGUUCCGCUGUAUAUCUCGGAGCUUAGCCCUAGCCCUUUUCGGGGGCGUCUGGUGGUUGUGAGCAGUUUGUUUAUUACUGGGGGGCAGGUUGUUGCUUAUAUUGUUGGGUGGUUGUUCUCGGAAAGAUUGCAUGGGUGGAGAUGGAUGGUGGGUUUGGGUGCUUUACCCGCUGCCAUACAGUUCGUUAUGCUGUUUUUCCUGCCGGAGACACCGCGAUAUCUUGUAAAGGCUGGAAGAACACAGCAGGCGAGGAAGGUGUUGGGCAGAGUGUAUAAGAGCGAGGAAAGUGGGACGAAGUUGGUGAACGCCGUGCUGAGGCGGGUAGAGAAGGAGAUUGAAGAGGAGGAGGAUGCGGCUGGACUGCGAGGGACUCCCGACAUGGCUAAGAUCGGUUGGAGAGCUAAGAAGGAGAGGGUGCAAGACAGCUUCUCUCAACUUAUCGUCAUUGGAGGGAACCGUCGAGCCUUGAUUAUUGCCUGUAUGCUCCAGGGCUUCCAGCAACUGUGCGGCUUUAACUCACUAAUGUACUUCUCCGCCACAAUAUUCCGCCUCGUCGGUUUCGCCUCCCCAACCCUAACCUCGCUCUCCAUCGCCAUCACAAACUUCCUCUUCACACUCGUAGCCUUCCACUACAUCGACCGCAUCGGACGCCGCCGUAUCCUCCUCUGGUCCGUCCCCAUCAUGAUCAUCGGUCUCGCACUCUGCGCCAUCGCAUUCCUCUUCAUCGACCUCCCCACCGAGGAAGCUUCCGCUAUUACAGCUACUUCCAUUGCCGACGAUAACACCAAUAACAAGAUCUGGCCCCUAGUCAUCCUCUUCUCCAUGAUAACAUACGUCGCUGGUUACGCGAUAGGCAUGGGUAACGUUCCCUGGCAGCAAUCUGAACUCUUCCCCUUGUCUCCCGACGCCGAGUUCCUGUGCAUAAAUGCCAUCACCCUCCCCGACAUCUUUCUUCUUCAAAAUCGUACGCUCCCAUUUAUCCAGACAGCCAUACUAUACCACACCCCCAACUCCACAACAAUGAAGCCUACAUUCUUCCUCCUCACAACCCUCAGCGCUCUGGUAGCCGCUGCCCCAGUCCACGCCUCCAACUCCCCUCCUCCCCUUCCCACAGCCUUCUACCCUGACCCUGUCUCCGGCUCCGGCUCCGGCCAAAUGGUCGACAACAUGCUCCCCGACAACGACCUCCCCGGCGGCGGCAUCGGUUCCACCUCCCCCCAAAUACCCAACCUACCCGCCAAACGCGCCCUUGCCAACGCAGUGCCUGAUAAAUACGACUCGUCUACGUACUACGACGCAGCCGCCGAGAAAGAAGCAGAGGAGCUGGCUCUUGUGCUAGACGCUGCGAGUGAGAAUGCCGCGGAAGAUGAGAGUGCCGACACCCCCGUCAAUGUCGAUGUGAAGAGGGGAAAUGGAAUGCAAAGCAAAAGCGUGGAGGGCUGUAAGAAGAGGGCUGAGCCGGCAGGGUGUGUGAAGUGUCAGAAGGAGUGGGAUAUGUACGUUUGA